This is a messenger RNA of Ricinus communis (castor bean), 2162 nucleotides long. Its product is annotated as fasciclin-like arabinogalactan protein 16. The transcript has 3 exons. The coding region runs from base 331 to 1719 and encodes 462 amino acids. The record is from RefSeq and is a predicted model, not a curated record. Lineage: Eukaryota; Viridiplantae; Streptophyta; Magnoliopsida; Malpighiales; Euphorbiaceae.
AAGAAAACCAAAAAAAAAAAAAAAUACUACUUAGUAGUAGUCUGUCUGUCUCUUAUUCAGCACAGUUCAGUGCAAGGCUCAUUCCAAUACAAUACAUUACUUGUCAAGUCUCCUUUCAUACCUUUCUCCUACUUUUUCUCUUCUCUAAGCAAAACCCAAACCCAUUAUCACUUAAACAUAACACCCCCCCACCAUCUAUCCCUCACUUCCCUCCACAUUAAUUCACUCUAAGAAAACCCAAUACCCAUUUUCCCUAAAGUUUUGAUCUUUUCCCCCCUCCCCCUUCAAACCUCAUUUAUUUUUCUUGAUCUUUCUUUGAGACAGAGCACCAUGGAUCCUCACAUCUAUGGUGUCUCCAAGUUCUUGUUAUUCACUUUCUUUUUCUUUUUCUUUUCUUCUUUUUCUUCAGCAUUGCCACAAAACUCAUCUUCGAAACCUUCGUCUAAUUCUGGAAUCAACUCUAACUCAGUUCUCGUUGCGCUUCUUGAUUCCCAUUACACUGAGUUAGCUGAACUCGUUGAAAAGGCUCUCCUUCUGCAGACCCUUGAGGAAUCUGUCGGUAAACACAAUAUUACCAUCUUUGCACCGAGAAAUGAAGCUUUAGAGCGACAACUUGACCCUGAGUUCAAGCGUUUCUUGCUUGAACCGGGGAAUCUCAAGUCUCUUCAGACUCUUUUGAUGUUCCACAUUAUACCCAAAAGAGUCGGAUCCAGUGACUGGCCUACAGAUGCAUCAAACCCUACCUGGCACAUCACUUUAUCCAACAAUCAUCUUCACUUAGACGUCAGAGAUUCCGGCAAGAAAGUUGUUGAUUCAGCUGAGUUAGUUAGACCCGACGAUGUGAUCAGACCAGACGGAGUUAUCCAUGGAAUCGAGAGGCUAUUAAUUCCACAAUCAGUACAAGAAGAUUUCAACAGAAGGAGAAGUCUCAGAUCCAUAUCAGCAGUGUUACCGGAAGGCGCGCCGGAGGUGGAUCCAAGAACCCACAGGCUUAAAAAACCAGCAGCCCCAGUGCCAGUAGGUGCACCCCCUGUGCUGCCAAUAUACGAUGCAAUGGCACCAGGUCCUUCCUUGGCUCCGGCACCAGCGCCGGGACCUGGCGGACCUCACCAUCACUUUGAUGGGGAGAGUCAGGUGAAGGACUUUAUCCAAACACUAUUACAUUAUGGUGGGUAUAAUGAAAUGGCUGAUAUAUUAGUGAACCUAACUUCACUAGCCACCGAAAUGGGCCGGCUUGUAUCAGAAGGGUAUGUGUUAACCGUGUUGGCACCAAAUGAUGAAGCUAUGGCUAAACUUACAACGGACCAGUUGAGCGAGCCGGGUGCACCGGAGCAGAUUAUCUACUAUCAUAUAAUACCCGAGUAUCAAACAGAAGAGAGUAUGUACAAUGCAGUCAGGAGAUUUGGGAAAGUAAAGUAUGAUACUUUGCGUUUGCCACAUAAGGUUGUUGCACAGGAGGCUGAUGGGUCUGUUAAAUUUGGAUCGGGUGAUGGGUCUGCGUAUUUGUUUGAUCCUGACAUUUACUCAGAUGGAAGGAUUUCAGUGCAAGGUAUUGAUGGUGUUUUGUUCCCUGAGGAGGAGAAAGAGACUACUGAUGCAAAACCCACCACCUCGGUCAAGGUUGUCACUAAGGCCAGGAGAGGGAAAUUAAUGGAAGUAGCUUGUAGAAUGCUUGGAGCUUUUGGACAGGAUUCGCAAUUCAGUACGUGUCAUCAAUGAAUCUGCACAGCUAUAAAAUCUUAAUAAUAGUAAAGAUGGAACCAUGAAAACCAAUAGAGAAAUGGAAAGACUUUUGUGUAAUAAAAAUCACAAAUUGAAGGGGAUGGAGCAAUGGCUUUGUAUGAAUGAUUUCCUCAGAAAAUUCCAACAUAAGAGAGAGAGUUUGUUGUUAUUUUGUCAUAAUUACUGUAAUUACAUAUCAAUUUUUUAAUUAAUUUUUUUUUUAAAAUUUUAAUUUUUCUUUUUCUUUUUCCUUGUUAAAUGUAUGAUUCACUGUCAAUGUAUGCAUGAACAACCUUGGAAAACUUUUGUCUUUUUGUUUUUUAAUUAUUUUUGCUGUCCUAAAGUCUUUCUAGUCACGGGUUGUGUUCUUUCUUAGGGCCUGGCUGGCUCUGCCUCCGUUGCUUGUGAAUCAAACUGAAAAAGAUUUUCUUUUUUUCUUC